CUCAGCUUGGGAGCAGAGCGGGGGAAGGGCCGGGACUCCCUUCCAGCCUCGAGUCUGGGGGCUCAGGGAUAUAAGGGAGAACAGGGGUGUGUGUUUGUGUGUGUGUGUGUAUGGCAAUUCAGCAGAGGUCGGGACGUACCACGGAGCCCAGUAGCGGCAGGGAGGGGGGGCGGAGGACGUGGUCACCGAGGGGAGCCCCCGCCCCCUUCACGGAGGCCGAGGCUGGGGUUGCAGAGAGAACUGGAACUGGGCUCACCCUAGGGGAAGGAGCUCCUCUGUUUCCUGUGCAGCAGCUCCCGUUGCGGAGGCACCCGUAGCAGCCCUGGCGGACGAAGGAGCGAUGGCAGCGGCCGAUAUAGCUCGCCAGGUGGGCGAAGGUUGCCGAACUGUCCCCCUGGCUGGACAUGUGGGGUUUGACAGCUUGCCUGACCAGCUGGUGAAUAAGUCAGUCAGCCAGGGCUUCUGCUUCAACAUCCUGUGUGUGGGGGAGACAGGCUUGGGCAAGUCCACCCUCAUGGAUACCCUGUUCAACACCAAGUUCGAGGGGGAACCGGCCACCCACACACAGCCAGGUGUUCAGCUCCAAUCCAAUACCUAUGACCUCCAGGAGAGCAACGUGGGGCUGAAGCUCACGAUUGUGAGCACCGUGGGCUUUGGGGACCAGAUCAACAAAGAGGACAGCUAUAAGCCUAUAGUGGAAUUCAUAGAUGCUCAGUUUGAGGCCUACCUGCAGGAGGAGCUGAAGAUCCGGAGAGUACUGCACACCUACCAUGACUCCCGAAUCCAUGUCUGCUUGUACUUCAUUGCCCCCACAGGACAUUCGCUUAAGUCUCUGGACCUAGUAACCAUGAAGAAGCUGGAUAGCAAGGUGAAUAUCAUCCCCAUCAUUGCCAAGUCAGAUGCCAUCUCUAAGAGUGAGCUGACAAAGUUCAAAAUCAAAAUCACCAGUGAACUUGUGAGCAAUGGAGUCCAGAUCUAUCAGUUCCCCACGGAUGAUGAGUCGGUGGCUGAGAUCAACGGAACCAUGAAUGCCCACCUGCCGUUCGCUGUCGUUGGCAGCACAGAAGAAGUGAAGAUAGGCAACAAAAUGAUGAGGGCGCGGCAGUAUCCUUGGGGGACUGUGCAGGUUGAAAAUGAGGCCCACUGCGACUUUGUGAAGCUGCGGGAGAUGCUGAUUCGGGUCAACAUGGAGGAUCUGCGGGAGCAGACCCACACCCGGCACUAUGAAUUGUACCGCCGCUGUAAGCUGGAGGAGAUGGGCUUCAAGGACACCGACCCUGACAGCAAACCAUUCAGUUUACAGGAGACAUAUGAGGCGAAGAGAAAUGAGUUCCUAGGGGAGCUCCAGAAAAAAGAAGAGGAGAUGAGACAGAUGUUUGUCCAGAGAGUCAAAGAGAAAGAAGCUGAGCUCAAGGAGGCGGAAAAAGAACUGCAUGAGAAGUUUGACCGUCUGAAGAAACUGCACCAGGAAGAGAAGAAGAAGCUGGAGGAUAAGAAGAAAUCCCUGGAUGAUGAAGUGAAUGCUUUCAAACAGAGAAAGACAGCAGCUGAGCUGCUCCAGUCUCAAGGCUCUCAGGCUGGGGGCUCGCAGACUCUGAAAAGGGAUAAAGAGAAGAAGAAUAAUCCAUGGCUGUGUACUGAAUAGUAUGCCCUGCUACAGCUGGACUGGACUCCACUUAGCCUUUUAAGAGAAGGUUCUUAUUUUAACUGACAACUUUUUUUAAUGGUGCCAGACAGCUGGGCCCUCCACCCCUGCUCUGGUACUUAAAGCUUCUCUCUCUCUCUCUCUCUCUCUCUCUCUCUCUCUCUCUCUCUCUCUCUGUUUUAUUUGAGUUCUGCAACUUGCUUCUGCCUCCCAGUCCAACUGGCGUGGACCAUGACCUUCUUCUUUUUUCAUAUUUUAAAGGUGGUUGUAUAAUCACUACCUCUAAAACACGCAAGGUGAUGAUACAUUUACAGGCUUUCGGAACUGUUGCAAAAGGGCAGAGCCAUUCUCUACAAUCACAGUUAACACUCGGAAGCCAAGACUAAGCCCAGAGCAGAACUAGUUAAAAGCGAGCAAGUCAGUGUGCACACUUUCUCUGUUUUGUGGUCAAAGGGAGAAGACAAUGUUCAUAUGUACUGGCCUGUGGCCAGAGGCAAGUACAGGGUCACAAUGGGAAAGCAUGAGCUAAUUUCUUGGGAAAAACCAACUGGAAGUAGAGAAAUUCAGGUAACCCUAUGCCUCAAUGUAAAACAGAACAAGGCAUCACCACCAAAACAGAAAGCCCAAAGCAGAAUCCCCAAAUACCUUCAGUUACACAGUCAGUAGUCGGGGGAGUCAGGCUACUGAGUUAACUGAGUCUCCUUGAGAAAGACCUCUUAUUUGUAGCCAUGGGAUUCUGUGGGGUUUUUGUUUUUAAGACAGGUUCUUACUAUGUAGCCCUGGCAUCACAGCGUAGAUUAGGCUGGCCCUCAAAUUCACAGAGAUCUGCCUGCCUGUAUUUAAAGGCAAACACCAGCUACGUGCAGACCCAGCUGUUUUAGACGUUUUAACUCACCUUCCUGGAAAUGAGGCCUCUCCUUUGCAAUUGUAUAUAAAUACACUACUUGAGGCUUGCGGAUUUCAAAAUACUUUGCAAGUAUUUGAGCUAGACCACUUUUCAAAAGCAAGGAGGAAUUGUACAUAAGGUGGGAACUUUUUGGCCAGCAUGGAUGAUGUAACCCCCUACGAGGAUAUUGACAUGUAAAGAAAUGAAGGCACUUAUCUGAGGUUCCACUGCUAUUUCUUGGCAAAGUCCAAGCAAAAUUUUGUCUCUGGGUUCCCAAUCCUUUCACCAAAGGGACCCAAGUAUUUAUGUAUGUUCCUGAAGACAAUUUUUUUUUUAUGUUCAGAGAAACCAGUCAUUGUUAGAGGAGUCUUGAGGGUUUUCACAUAGAAGAAUAGGAUAGGAUGGAUAGGGGCAGGUGGAGAGAAGGCUUCAGGCCAGCUACCAUGAUGCCUGAUGGUCAGUUAGCUUUCCUAUAAAUCUGAACCAGGACCAGGCCAAUGUCCAUUUCACCGGUACACUGUGUGGCUUCUUGUAAUCAGGGAACUUUGGUGGAAAUAAAAAGCAAUCAAACUCAUUAAAUUGAGAUGAUGCUAAAUUUCACUGAGCAGCUCUUCUCACUGUAAAUGGGAAGGUUUUUGUUUUUCUUCACUUGAACAUCUUUGUGUGUGUGUGUGUGAGACAGGGUUUCUCUCUGUAGCCCUGGCUAUCCUGGAACUAGCUCUUGUACACCAGGCUGGCCUUGAACUCCACAGAGAUCCGCCUGCCUCUGUGCUGGGAUUAAAGGCCACCACUGCCCGGCAUUGAACAUCUUUUGAAUCAGUACGGUUGUUACUAUUCUUUAAAAAUACUCAAAAAUCUGUUUCCUUCUAGUGAAACAAAAACCAUUAGAUAUGAUCUGUGCUCUUGUUUUUCUAGACUAGAAUGGAAUGGCUUUCCUGAAACACACACACACAUACACACAACAUUCAUUUCUCUGAAGUCAACAAGUCUGGUUUCCCCACCUAGUUCGGGUCUUUUUUAAAAACUCACUUGGCAUUCAAAUGUGGCUGUUAAUAUGUGCUUAGUUUUUAAUUAAAGCAAGACUCAUUAAACUGGUGUGUGGUGUUCUUCAAACCUUCUCAACAGAUUUCUCCAUGGUGAUGGUCCCUCCGUGACCUGUUCCUGUCUUCUUGGCAUUUAAUCUACGCUACCUUCCACUGCCCACUCCCCUUGCAUGCCACUUUCAAUGUCCUUUCUCUUCAGCUAAUUUCGUGUUUUCUCUCUCUUUCUCUCU
This is a messenger RNA of Chionomys nivalis (European snow vole), 3804 nucleotides long. RefSeq names its product septin 6 (gene Septin6). Gene Ontology annotation, cellular component: septin ring; microtubule cytoskeleton; cell division site. Gene Ontology annotation, biological process: cytoskeleton-dependent cytokinesis; cilium assembly. Bases 341 to 1645 code for a protein of 434 amino acids. Gene Ontology annotation, molecular function: molecular adaptor activity; GTP binding; GTPase activity. The record is from RefSeq and is a predicted model, not a curated record. Lineage: Eukaryota; Metazoa; Chordata; Mammalia; Rodentia; Cricetidae. The transcript has 11 exons.